Messenger RNA from Marasmius oreades (fairy-ring Marasmius), 1921 nucleotides. RefSeq lists its product as uncharacterized. NCBI's taxonomy places the organism in Eukaryota, Fungi, Basidiomycota, Agaricomycetes, Agaricales, Marasmiaceae. The record is from RefSeq and is a predicted model, not a curated record. Bases 285 to 1409 code for a protein of 374 amino acids. The transcript has 2 exons. Gene Ontology annotation, cellular component: nucleus. Gene Ontology annotation, biological process: regulation of DNA-templated transcription. Gene Ontology annotation, molecular function: transcription coregulator activity; RNA binding.
CCGAACCAUUACGUUUUCCAAGCGACUCUGAAGAUGGACAGCUGGCGACUCAUAGGCUUCCUCCUCGACGAAAUCUCGCGUGGUUCAAACCAUGGAUAUUCCUCUGCUCGACACAUCUCUCAGGCUGGUCGGGAAUACAGUCGUCUCGUGUUGGUCGAAUGUUUCGGAGAUGCGUUGUCCAGCAUUGAAGCGAGGGUGAGUUUUAGAUCGAUAAAACAUGUGGAAUGGAGCGCGAUCGCGCCGCAGUGCGGCUGAUAUAUAUUUGAUAUUCGUUUUUAUGAUAAAUGUUGCAACGUCUUUGCCAUUCCACCUCCAAGAUGCAGCACCAACAACUUUCUGCCAAUCCGCCCUCUCCUGUUGGUUCUUCAUUUCGUGUCGGGGACUGGAUCUGUCAUAAUCCAAGGUGUUCAACCCACAAUUUCAAGAGAAAUCAGCUCUGUAUCGGAUGUGGAACCCGUCGCGCCAUAUCUAUCUCUCAACCCACUUCUCCCAUUCCUCCUCGACUCCAAAACCAAGUCCAGCAGGACACUCGAUAUCAUUACGCUCAGCCCAAUCCACCCACACCGCAACCUUCUGCUUCACGUCCCAUUCUCACUCCCUCGGGUCGAGCUUUCGCCAUCGGUGGUCGCGUCCAGAACAUUUCUUCAGAUCCCCUGAACCCUUGCAUCAUGUAUUGGCCAGAUAAUGAGCCGUUCCCGGAGCAGGGUCAAAUUCGUCCUAGUAACGUGGUCGGCGUCGCCUACCCUCCCAUCGUCAAUACCGGUAACCGUGGACCGAUUGCUCAUCAAUCGGGCGACUGGAUUUGCAAGAAAUGUAAUUACCUGAAUUGGAGAAGAAGAAGAGUUUGUCAGACAUGUCUACCUUACGCUGAAGGAAACGGGGAUUCCAUUUCCUCAGUCCAGGCAGAACGUAUCGCUCUUCUCACUUCCAUACUCGCGCAAACUUCCAUCUCUCCACGUUCUCAGCCUACCACCACCAUCACCAUUCCUCCGAGACGCAGCCAGAGUGUAACGUCACCCCGUCAAUUUGACCGCUACGAGCACCCGGACCACUCCGACAGCCUCCAAUGCCUUCGUCAGCGGCAUAAAUCUCAAUCUCACCCUGGUUUAGGUGAUGCUCGUCCUAAAUCCCUGUCCGCCGAAUCAUUAUCAUUCUCGACCCCGAUGAAAGUCCUCGACCCUUCUCUCCUUCUCCGGCCCAUCACCUUACCAUUCCACAAAGACCACCACAAAGAGACGACGAUGGCUCCUCCUCCACCUCUUCUCCCCCGCUUCCUCCAAGAGAUCGUCUCAUCGCCAAGCGAUUCCUACUUUUCCGAGCUGAGUGACUCUGAGGUUGACGGUUCGCCUUUGUCUCCCCUGUCAUCAGCCUCGCGGUUCAGUAGCUGGAACAUGGAGAGGAUCAUCUAGACGCAAGAGGAAUAUUCGAUUGUUCCUUCUCGAUGGAUGUUUGGCAAAAGUACUGAUUAAUUGGACGUAUAAUUCCUUAUUCUUAUUUCACUAACUCUAAUCUAUCCGCCAUAUAUCUAUAACUUUUUGUUUGCUUUCUCUCCCCCCCCUUUACUGUCUUAACAUUUCUGGAUGCUAGGAGGGAUCGCUGGACCUUCGUUUGUUUAUUUGUUUUUUCAACGCGUCUUGCUUGGUUGGAACACUACUUUUUACGUUGAUUUCUUUUUUUUUGGCGAAAAAAACACUAAUACCAAUUCAUCGAUCGGGAUUUCGGACCUAUUUUUUCUCUCUCCUUUUUUUUUCGUUCCUCGAAUUUGACUUACAUCUUUACCCCGUCCGUAGUAUGUAUGGGUACCAGCAACGGUACAUUAAUUUCUUGUUCCGGCCUUGCUAGCUUGUUUCUCAGUGUCCACUGUCCAUGGCUCGCGUAGAAUUUAGAAUCCUCCGAAGUUCCAACCCACUGACUCCCUGCA